AUGCCCGGCUACCGGCUGCCCGUUACGCGAUGCGCGAUCCCCAUCGCACCGGCGGCCCCCGCUGAUCGACGGCCCCGCCGCUACCGCUUGCCCGUUACCGGGCCGCCGCGCCGCUCGCCCGUUACCGGCGGCGCCCCGGCGCGGCCGGCAGGUGUCGCCGCCGUCGCGGGCAGGGCGGCGGGCGCGCGUGCACUUCCGACGGCGCUCGGUCAUGCCCCCGACUUUCCUCCCCUCCCUCCCGGCGCCGCGCGGGGCUCCCGCCCGCUGACACCGCUGAGGCGGCUCUCUGCACGGCGCGGCGCGGCGGAGAGCGGCGCGGCCGCCCGGGGAUGGCCGCCGGGGCCGCCCCCGCCCAGCGCCGCCGCUGAGACGCAGCGGGGCCACACGGCCCGCCAGAUGCACGACGCUGGGAGCCCACGCGCCUGUAUUUUUCCUGCCGGUCCCUGCCUGGGCUGCAGCUGGCUACGGCACGCAGAAAGCUGCAGGUGUGAUUUGUUCAUUUGCCUCCAACCCCCCGCGCUGCCUCCCUCUUGCUUUCCUUCCCCGCUGCCGCCCGAGCCCACCUAGCUCAUCCCACCCAGCUCAUCGCGGCGACGAGACCCGCAUCCCCACGCCGACUCCAGCAUCUCCCCGGUGCAGCGCUGGUGG
Messenger RNA from Aquila chrysaetos chrysaetos, 648 nucleotides. Its product is annotated as guanine nucleotide-binding protein G(s) subunit alpha isoforms XLas-like. Lineage: Eukaryota; Metazoa; Chordata; Aves; Accipitriformes; Accipitridae. The coding region runs from base 1 to 567 and encodes 188 amino acids. The record is from RefSeq and is a predicted model, not a curated record. The transcript has 2 exons.